UCCCUCCCAGCCUCCGCCUAUGAUUUUUUUCAGCUCCCACGAUUGCUGGAGCGAACUUUAAAUUUUUCUGCCCCCCCAGCAACGGCCAUAAUUUGAAGCCACAAUCCGUCUCGUAUAUAGAUAUCGAAAAAGUUUCGCCAUCAAUUUACACCACUUGUUGAUAUUAUUCUUCAUCAGCAAAUACUAUAUCAUGGCUGAAACUAUCUUGGUGACUGGUGGUACUGGUCAAAUUGGUGCUUUCAUCGUAAUUCAAUUAUUAGAAGCUGGGAAAUAUAAAGUUAGAACUACCGUUAGAAAUGAUUCAAAAUCUAAAUUCUUAGUGAAAUUAUUGAAAGAUAAUAGUUCAAAAAUCACUGAUGAAGUGAUUAAGAACAAUCUUACUAUUUUCCAAGCUGAUUUAAAUAGUGAUGAAGGUUGGGAUAAAGCCAUUGAUGGUUCUGAUUAUGUUUUACAUGUUGCUUCACCUGUUAUAUCAGUUGAUCCAACAGAUUAUAAUGAAGUUAUCAUUCCAGCUCGUGAUGGUACACUUAGAGUAACUAAAUUGUCCCAUAAGUAUGGAAUUAAGAAAUUAAUCUUUACAUCUUCAUUUGCAACUGUUGGAUUUGGUCAUCCUUCUUCCAAGACAAUAUUUGAUGAAUCUGAUUAUUCUCCAUUAGAAACUGCUCAAGGUGCUUAUGUUAAAUCAAAAAUUGAGGCUGAAAGAGCGUUUUGGGAAUUCAUCAAUAGUGAUGAAAAUAAAAAAUCAGCUAAGCCCUUGAUUGCAAGUGCAUUGUUACCAGUCGGAGUGUUUGGUCCUGUUCUUAAGGGAUUCCCCGUUCAAUCAUCUAUUGAAAUUACGACAAGAUUAAUUAGUGGUGAAAUGAAAUUUGGAGCUCCAAACAUUUAUUUAGGUGUGGUUGAUGUUAGAGAUGUAGCCAAAUUACAUAUUGAAGCCAUUACAAAUGAAAAGGUUAAUGGAGAAAGAAUUAUUCUUAUUGGACAAAAGGAAGCUAUUUCAUUACUUCAAUUUGCAGAUUAUGUUAAAGAUAUUCCAGGUGUUAACCGUAAUAAUUUACCAAUUAGAAACAUCCCAUCUUUCAUCAUUAGAUUUGUAGCAUUAUUCUUACAAGAUGCUAAAGAUGUUGUACCAUAUUUAGAUGUUAAUCCUGUGGCUAAUAAUGAUAAAGCAGUUAAAAUCUUUAAUUGGAAACCAAUUGACAUUAAAGAAAGUAUAAUUGAAAAUGUUAAGGGAGUAGUUAGAGAACAUUCAUAGACUUGUUAGUUAUAGUGUUUAUAUGUCACUAUGGAUCUAAAUAUUUACGUAGUUAUACGUCUUAUUAUAUACAGUACAAUGGGACCCUGCCGCAUUUGGCAAAAAUAUUGGAGACACAGUAAAGUAAAAGUUUUGACCAGCGCACAGCACAG
Molecule: messenger RNA, 1404 nt
Organism: Scheffersomyces coipomensis
Lineage: Eukaryota; Fungi; Ascomycota; Pichiomycetes; Serinales; Debaryomycetaceae
Product: putative NAD dependent epimerase/dehydratase
Exons: 1
Coding region: 191-1252 (353 amino acids)
Biological process (GO): steroid biosynthetic process
Molecular function (GO): 3-beta-hydroxy-Delta5-steroid dehydrogenase (NAD+) activity
Source: RefSeq, a predicted model, not a curated record